AUGAAGCCUGAUGAUGAGAAUUUUGCUGCUAUUUGGUGGUCGCCAUUCCUCAAGUACGGUGGAAUUGCUUUAUUCCAAAUUGCGGUCUUGUGCUUGGGAUCACAGAUCCACAGAGAUAUUCACCUGUGUUCAUUCACUAACGGAACUCUUGCUCCAAUAGCUAGUCCCGAGUUGCAGCAAUGCUUCCGUGCUCACUCACAAGCCAUGGUCAACUUCGCCGUCAUCAUGGUCCUGGCCGAGUGGUACGCAUCCAUCGUUGUCGUGACCCUCGAUGGACCUUUCAUUAUCAUCAUCUAUAUCUUCAUUGCCCAACUUUUCGUCACGCUUCUUUAUUUCCUUCUUCCCUUUGAGUACUACGAUAUGGCCGUCGAGGAAGAAGAGCGGUUACAAAACCAGGACGAAGAGAAGAUGUCCAUGAUGGAUGAAGACGAAGACCUUGACAGGAUUUUGUCUCUCACUGCUGUGCCCGCCAGCGUUGUCUCAACCCCUCGAAACGAUAAGUCUGCAGUUGUUGGCUAUGGGACUAUGGCAAACUUUCGGCAGAUGCCCGGUCCCGGAAAUUCUAGCCCCGUCUAG
Molecule: messenger RNA, 576 nt
Organism: Fusarium poae
Lineage: Eukaryota; Fungi; Ascomycota; Sordariomycetes; Hypocreales; Nectriaceae
Exons: 3
Coding region: 1-576 (191 amino acids)
Source: RefSeq, a predicted model, not a curated record